Messenger RNA from Microthlaspi erraticum, 1173 nucleotides. The record is from the annotation of a GenBank genome assembly. Lineage: Eukaryota; Viridiplantae; Streptophyta; Magnoliopsida; Brassicales; Brassicaceae.
AUGAUGGAAGUAGAAUCAGAAACUCAAGAACUCCAUAUCCACGUCAAUGGAGAACCUGCAAGGAAAUCUUCGACAGAACAGAGAAGUCACAACUACUCAUGGAGGUUAAGAGUGUCUCUCUAUGUCACUAUUAUCUUAGCUGGUGAAACAGUAGCCACUCUGUUAGGUAGACUUUACUACGACAAAGGAGGCAACAGCACGUGGCUGGAGACCUUGGUUCAGCUUCUUGGGUUUCCCUUAACCAUUCCUUGCUAUUAUUUCAUAAAGCCUGAGCCUUCCAAGCCUAAAUCCACAACCAAGAAAACUAGUCCUUCCUUCUUGACACUAUCUUUAGUGUACAUUGGACUUGGCUUGCUUUCUGCUGGACAUAGUGUUCUGUAUUCCUUUGGAUUGCUCUACCUUCCUGUUUCAACUUUCUCUUUGAUCUCUGCGUCGCAGUUGGCUUUUAAUGCUGUCUUUGCUUACUUCCUAAACUCACAAAAGUUCACACCUUUUAUACUCAACUCACUUGUUCUCUUGACCACAUCUUCAACACUUCUUGUCACCCAACCUGAUCAUGAGUCUUCUACUUCUAAGUCCUCAGCCAAAUACAACUAUGUGAUAGGAUACAUAUGCGCCAUUGGUAGCUCAGCAGGGCAUUCUCUGUUGCUUUCUUUAACAGAUUACGCGUUCGAAAAGAUCUUAAAGAAGCACACUUUCAAGGCGAUUUUAGAUAUGGUUACAUAUCAGUCUUUGGUAGCUACUUGUGCAGUUUUGGUGGGACUUUUUGGCAGUGGUGGAUGGAAAGUGUUGUUGAAAGAAAUGGAAGAAUUUAAGCUUGGGAGAAGCUCUUACCUUUUGAUAACUGUUGGUUCGACGAUAUCAUGGCAAGCGUUUUCUAUUGGUAGUGUUGGUUUGGUUCUUGAAGUUUCGUCGCUUUUCUCAAAUGUCAUAAGCACUCUCAGUCUCCCUGUUGUUCCGGUUCUUGCUGUUGUGUUCUUCCGCGAUGAGAUGAGUGGAAUCAAGUUGGUUGCAAUGUUUUUGGCUAUUUGGGGAUUUGUUUCUUAUGCUUACCAGCAUUAUGUUGAUGAUCUAAAACCAGAAGAAGAAGAGCUAAAGAUUCCUCAACCUAUAGAAGAAGAACAAGAAGAAAAAGAAGCUCAAGAAGAUGACACUAAUAACAUUCAUGUUUAG